AUGGUGCUGCUGACGACGUCGGACAACGAGCACUUCACCGUCGAUCGCGAUGUCGCGGAGCGCUCUAUGCUGAUCAAGCAGAUGAUCGAAGAUAUCGGGGAGACGGACCAGCCGAUCCCGCUCCCGAACGUGAGCGCGAGCGUGCUCACCAAGGUGCUCGAGUACUGCAGCCACCACCGGCACGACCCGCCCGCGUCCAGCGACGAGACGGACGAGAUGCGCCGUCGCGCGACGGACAUCUCCGAGUGGGACGCCAAGUUCAUCCAGGUCGACCAGGAGAUGCUCUUCGAGAUCAUCCUCGCGGCGAACUACCUGGACAUCAAGAGCCUGCUGGACAUCGGCUGCAAGACUGUCGCGAAUAUGAUCAAGGGCAAGCAGCCCGAGGAGAUCCGCAAGCUGUUCAAUAUCCAGAACGACUUUACGCCGGAGGAGGAGGCGCAGAUCCGCCGCGAAAACGUACGUGCGCCCCUCUCACCGCAGGAAUGGGCCGAGGACCGCUAG
Malassezia sympodialis ATCC 42132 is the source of this 501-nucleotide messenger RNA. RefSeq lists its product as uncharacterized. NCBI's taxonomy places the organism in Eukaryota, Fungi, Basidiomycota, Malasseziomycetes, Malasseziales, Malasseziaceae. The record is from RefSeq and is a predicted model, not a curated record. The coding region runs from base 1 to 501 and encodes 166 amino acids. The transcript has 2 exons. Gene Ontology annotation, biological process: ubiquitin-dependent protein catabolic process.